Exserohilum turcica Et28A is the source of this 1758-nucleotide messenger RNA. RefSeq lists its product as uncharacterized. Gene Ontology annotation, molecular function: ATP binding; methionine-tRNA ligase activity. Lineage: Eukaryota; Fungi; Ascomycota; Dothideomycetes; Pleosporales; Pleosporaceae. Bases 1 to 1758 code for a protein of 585 amino acids. Gene Ontology annotation, biological process: methionyl-tRNA aminoacylation. The record is from RefSeq and is a predicted model, not a curated record. The transcript is spliced from 6 exons.
AUGCACAUCCCAAUUGCGAACACAACAACCCCGGCAUUCCGGAGAGUAUUUUCCGGUUUGUUGAGGCGACCACCGUGGGUUUGCUCGACGUGUCAAAUUCGUAGCAACCGCAACCGACGGUCCAUUGCCACCCAGACACCUACCCAAAAGCCUUACUACAUCACCACGCCUAUAUUCUAUGUCAAUGCCGCCCCCCAUGUCGGCCAUUUGUAUACUAUGGUCCUUGCGGACGUUAUCAAGCGCUGGCAUGUACUCAAGGGAGAGAAGGCGAUCUUGUGUACAGGAACAGAUGAACACGGCUUGAAGGUACAAAGGGCAGCAGCAAAGGCAGGUGUUGAUCCAAAGCUAUUCUGCGAUCAAGGUGCCGAGAUCUUCAAAGAACUUGCGGAGAAAGCGGAGAUCACAAAUGACCAUUUUGUACGAACGACGGACCGGGAACACAAGAAUGCUGUGGAAUAUGCAUGGUAUCUGUUGCAAGAAAAAGGUCUCAUAUACGAGCUAAAGCACGAGGGCUGGUAUUCGGUCACAGACGAAUGCUUUUACCCACAGUCUGCUGUGAAGCUAUACCUUGACCCGCCUACAGGACGAAAGAUAAUGACUUCAAUUGAAACGGGGAGCGAAGUCGAGUGGUCCUCUGAAGAGAACUAUCACUUUCGCCUUUCGGCCUUCCGCGACCAUCUGCUAGAGUUCUUCAAGAGCAAUCCUGAAUGGAUAACCCCAGCGCACCGUAUGAAAGAGGUUGUGGAAUCUGUCGAGUCAGGCCUAGAGGAUCUGUCAAUAUCUCGGCCGUAUGAUCGACUCUCGUGGGGAAUUCGGGUUCCUGGAGACGAUUCGCAGACCAUCUACGUAUGGCUUGACGCGCUCAUGAACUACGCCACAAAAGCAGGCUACCCAUGGACUCCGGGCCAUGAAAAAGCUGGAGGCUGGCCCGCUGAUUGUCACGUCAUUGGAAAAGACAUUGUCCGGUUCCAUUGCAUAUACUGGCCAGCAUUUCUCAUGGCGCUUGGGCUCCCCCUGCCGAAGAAGAUACUCACACAUGCGCACUGGACUCUUGGAGGUUCGAAGAUGUCCAAGUCGACUGGCAGAGUCGUUGAUCCAUUUCACGCUCUCAAUCGAUUUGGGUCAGAUGUCAUGCGUUUCUACAUGGCUCGCGAAGGUGGCAUACAAGAUGAUGCUAGCUAUGACAACAUCCGCAUCGUUAGCAUGUACACCAACUUUCUGAACCAGCAAGUUGGCAACCUCGCUUCCCGUGUGACAAGAGGGAAGAAGUGGAACGUACGGGGCGCUAUCGAGCGCAUUGGCGGAAGGCCAAAAGAAGAGUGGGAAGAAGGUCCAGGCUCCAAGUUUUACAACAACUCUCUUGCCACUAUCGCCUCGGAAGUGGAUGCGUCGUUCAACGCUUACGAUCCGCGCAAAGCGGCAGCCCUGAUUUGCGACUUCGUACGAGGAUCAAACCAGUUCUUCCAACUGUCGAAGCCGUGGGGGAAAGUUUUGAACUUUGCUCCUGGUGAGCCUGGUGAGGAGGUAGAUAAGAUUGUCUAUCUUGCAUCUGAAGCACUUCGUAUCACGGGCAUUCUCCUUCAGCCGUAUAUGCCGAAUAAAGCGAGUGAGCUGCUCGACCAACUGGGCGUACAACCUGAUCAGAGAACACUGGAGUACUGCAAACCUGGUGCUGAUCUGGACUAUGGAAUCCCAUUGGUGGACCUGGGCGUAGCGCACAAGGGCGUGCUCUUCCCACCUCUUCCAAGCGAAGAGUAG